This is a messenger RNA of Solanum stenotomum, 1665 nucleotides long. Its product is annotated as cytochrome P450 71AU50-like. The transcript is spliced from 2 exons. The record is from RefSeq and is a predicted model, not a curated record. NCBI's taxonomy places the organism in Eukaryota, Viridiplantae, Streptophyta, Magnoliopsida, Solanales, Solanaceae. Gene Ontology annotation, molecular function: oxidoreductase activity, acting on paired donors, with incorporation or reduction of molecular oxygen; monooxygenase activity; heme binding. Bases 37 to 1515 code for a protein of 492 amino acids.
UACAAUUAGAAAUUAGGGAAGUCAUAUUAGCUAGCCAUGACUUUGAUAUGGGAAACACUAGUAGUAGUUUGUAUUGUGUAUGCCUUGUAUGAGUUCCUAAAUAUCCACAAGAGAAAAAAGUUUCCUCAUGGUCCAACGGGAAUCCCCAUUUUAGGACAUCUUCAUUUGUUAGGGAAAAAACCACACCAUGAUUUACAAAACCUAGCAAAAAAAUAUGGUCCAUUUUUCUAUAUUAGACUAGGACUAAUACCUACAUAUAUUGCAUCGUCUGUCGAUACAGCCGAAAAAUUCCUCAAAACUUAUGAUCAUAUCUUUGCUACGAGGCCUUAUAACGAGGCAGCUAAAUAUUUGUCAUAUGGUCAUAAGAAUUUGGUAUUUGCAAGGUAUGGACCAUAUUGGCGCAACAUGCGCAAAUUGGUCACUCUAGACCUUUUAACUCAUCAAAAGAUGAAUUCAUUUCAAUCCGUGAGAACACAACAAGUUGAUCUUAUGAUCAACUCGCUUAAAAAUGAUGGUGGUUGUGUUGUUGAUCUUAGUGCAAAAGUUGCAAAGUUGAGUGCUGACAUAACUUGUACGAUGGUGUUUGGAAAGAAGUACAUGGAUGAAGAAUUGGACAAGAGGGGAUUCAAAGGUAUACUUCAAGAAGUUGUGCAUUUAGGUGCAACACCAAAUCUUGGAGAUUUUUUCCCCUUCCUUGGUGUAAUUGAUCUCCAAGGAAUCACGCGCAAACUUAAGGAACUUUCAAAGGUGUUUGAUGGAUUUCUUGAGAAGAUAAUCGAUGAACAUGAACAGUCUCGUGACCAAAAGCAAUCAAAAGACUUAGUGGACACGAUGUUAGACAUUAUGCAUUCAGGAGAGACAGAGUUUCAGUUUGAUCGUACCAAUAUAAAAGCUAUUCUCAUCGACAUGCUUGUUGCAGCAAUCGAUACUUCAGCAACAUCGGUAGAUUGGACAGUAACAGAGCUUCUUCGACAUCCUCAUGUGAUGAAAAAACUCCAAAAGGAGUUGGAACAAGUGGUAGGACUUGAAAGAAUGGUAAAAGAGUCAGACUUGGAGAAGUUGAACUACUUAGAUAUGGUUGUGAAAGAGGGAAUGAGGCUGCAUUCCGUUGUACCAAUAACGCAACGUGAGGCCAUGGAAGAUUGUGUCGUUGAUGGCUACCAUAUACGAAAGGGAUCACGAAUCAUGAUAAAUCAUUAUGCAAUUCAAAGGGAUCCAAAUGUUUGGCCCGAGCCUGAGAAGUUUUUACCAGAGAGAUUUGUUGGAAGUAGUAUAGAUAUUCGUGGACGGGAUUUUGAACUUUUACCUUUUAGCUCUGGUAGAAGAAGUUGCCCUGCAAUCCCGCUGGGGAUCACCGUUGUCCGCCUUAUGUUGGCACAAUUGGUGCAUUGCUUUGAUUUGGAACUUCCAAAUGGUAUGCAACCUUGUGAUUUGGACGUUGAUGAGCACUUUGGGAUAGUAACAAGCAAAGAAAACCAUUUAAUGGUUGUUCCUAAAUAUCGACUAAAAGAAUGAUGAAAAUCAUUUUCGAUAUUGUAAACCUUAUCUAGGGUUUUUUACUUCAUUAGCAUUGGUGUACGUUAACGUUUUGCCCCUCUUGUUUGUACUUCUCUCUUCAAAGAAUUGUUAUUACUAAUAAAGAAAGUUGUUAGACACACGGUCUAG